Molecule: messenger RNA, 364 nt
Organism: Strongylus vulgaris
Lineage: Eukaryota; Metazoa; Nematoda; Chromadorea; Rhabditida; Strongylidae
Source: the annotation of a GenBank genome assembly
UCUCUAUAUGCAACAAAAAGUUCUCCCUUUUCACUGAAUUAUCUUUGCACCUGGUAAAGCCCUAAAUGUCAAAUUCAUUCAAUAAUAUUUAGGAGACUAUCUGGACAUUAAUGAAUGCUUCAAGGAACUGCCAGAUUUUGAACUUACCGCUGACACUACUGCAGUCGAAUCUGUAGAGUUCAAGGACGAUUGUUUACGAGCAUGUCUGCGCAAUCAACUACGUGGGAAGACAUGUGCUGGCGUAGAACAUCGGGCUAAGGACAAUGAUUGCGUACUAUCGGAUAAGCCAGGAACUCAGCGUGCAGCUGGAGCCAAAAAGAAAGGAAGUUACUAUGAGAACGUGUGCGGUCAACCUCCAGGUUAG